Molecule: messenger RNA, 2124 nt
Organism: Engraulis encrasicolus (European anchovy)
Lineage: Eukaryota; Metazoa; Chordata; Actinopteri; Clupeiformes; Engraulidae
Gene: kcnab2b
Product: potassium voltage-gated channel subfamily A regulatory beta subunit 2b
Exons: 15
Coding region: 671-1903 (410 amino acids)
Biological process (GO): regulation of potassium ion transmembrane transport; regulation of action potential; transmembrane transport
Cellular component (GO): cytoplasm; extrinsic component of cytoplasmic side of plasma membrane; juxtaparanode region of axon
Molecular function (GO): transmembrane transporter binding; voltage-gated potassium channel activity; potassium channel regulator activity
Source: RefSeq, a predicted model, not a curated record
CUCUCAAGGAGUGGAUUGGACACUUACUGUACCUGCAGCGCGUGGCUGUUAACCACUCUUUCAUUUGAUCGCUCUGCACCUGACUGAUUUCCGGACUAAGCCUAGAGGCGGGAGACUUCCACCCCCAAACCCUCGAUCCUCUGCGGCUCUGACGACACUCGUCUCCCUCAGGACAGGACAGUGACUCCUCUGCCUCUGCCAGGACAAGGACUUUUGGAGAGGAGAGGUGGUGGAGAGAGAGAGAGAGGGGAGAACACAGGACAGGACAGGACAGGAUGGGGCUUCAAAUGUGAGACGAUUUGCCCAAUCCGUUCUGCAGCCUGCGAGGUUGAGAAAGUCAAUUUGAGGAACGGAAGCGUCAACUCCAGCUCUUUGCAUUUUUGGUGACGUCCAAGCUUUUGCGGUCUCCUUGAAGGAAGACGUCAGCAGCAGUGUACCCUCAGCUUACCCACAGUGCUGCACCCUUCUUUCUUGGUGUAAUAGGGGGUGUUCUCUCUUGUUGGGGUGCUCCAUCUGUGUGUCCAGUGACGUGACACCCCUUCUUCCGACACACACACACACACACACACUUUUGUGCUACCCGCCUGCCCCAACAAAGGGGCGGUUAAGGAGUUUGGUCCACCACACACCGUAACGACGAGCAGUCCGGUCCAGCGGUGUCGGCGAGAUCAUGCAGGUGUCGUUUGUGUGCACGGACCACCGGGCGGUGAGCCGCAGCACGGAGGACCGCUUGAACCGGCAGAACGCCAACAGCCCCACCACCAAGAGCAAGUUCCGCGCCGUGGCCAUGGUGGCACGCAGCCUGGGCCAGCUGUCCGUGCAGAACCAGCCCUCCUCCAGCGAGCAGUGCUUGAAGACUGGCAUGAAAUAUAGAAACCUUGGGAAAUCAGGUCUAAGAGUCUCCUGCCUUGGAUUAGGAACAUGGGUCACGUUUGGCGGCCAGAUCACAGACGAAAUGGCAGAACAGCUGAUGACGGUGGCGUAUGAAAACGGGAUCAAUCUGUUUGACACAGCCGAGGUCUACGCUGCGGGGAAGGCAGAAAUGGUGCUGGGCAGUAUCAUAAAGAAGAAAGGAUGGAGGCGUUCCAGUCUGGUCAUCACCACCAAGAUCUACUGGGGUGGAAAAGCAGAAACAGAACGAGGACUGUCAAGAAAACACAUCAUAGAAGGUUUGCGAGCAUCACUGGAACGACUACAGCUAGAGUAUGUGGACGUGGUGUUUGCGAACAGACCGGACCCCAACACACCGAUGGAAGGAGAUCCAUUUAACACCUCAAAAUCAAGAACAUUCAUCAUAGAAGAGACGGUGCGUGCAAUGACCCAUGUAAUCAACCAGGGCAUGGCAAUGUACUGGGGCACCUCGCGGUGGAGCUCGAUGGAGAUCAUGGAAGCGUACUCGGUGGCGCGGCAGUUCAACCUCAUCCCACCCAUCUGUGAACAGGCCGAGUACCACAUGUUCCAGAGAGAGAAGGUGGAAGUGCAGCUGCCUGAGCUCUUCCACAAAAUAGGGGUCGGGGCGAUGACGUGGUCCCCACUGGCCUGUGGGAUCAUCUCGGGCAAAUAUGAUAGCGGCGUGCCCACCCACUCGCGCGCCUCGCUCAAGGGCUACCAGUGGUUGAAGGACAAGAUCCUGAGUGAGGAGGGUCGGCGCCAGCAGGCGAAGCUGAAAGAGCUGCAGGCCAUCGCCGAGCGACUCGGCUGCACCCUGCCGCAGCUCGCUAUCGCGUGGUGUUUGAGGAACGAAGGGGUGAGUUCUGUGCUCAUGGGGGCAUCCACUACUGACCAGCUAAUGGAGAACAUUGGGGCAAUACAGGUGCUCCCAAAGUUGUCGUCCUCGAUCGUGCACGAGGUGGAUAGUAUCCUAGGCAACAAGCCCUACACUAAGAAGGACUACCGCUCCUAGGGGAGGAGGAGGAGGAGGAGGAGAAGGAGAAGGAGGAAGAGGAGGAGGAGGAGAGCAAGGGGACUGGAGGGUUGCUGCGCUCCGGAGCUCCUUAGCACCUUCUCUCCAAAGCCUCAGCUUAACCCUGAACCAAGACUUGGGCAUGGCAGACUUAACACAGCCACAACGGUCCUGGGACGGACACCGCUGAAUGGAAAAACGGAGGAGGCUGGAAUCCACCG